AUGCAACACACACACACACACACACACACAUAUAUAUAUAUAUAUAUAUACACACACAUACAGUACAUUAUAUUGUAUAUACACAUACAUGACUAUACUUUUAUAUAUGUAUAUAUACCCUACCUGAACCUACUGGAAGUCUUUUUCAAGCACCCGGGCGAGCAAAAACCUGCCCAGGUCACACCCUGCUGCCGCGCCCAGGCGGCCUGGGAUCGGUUGCUCGAUGGGGGAGGCUGCGGUGGUGCCGGGCCGACCGAGCAGGAGUGCAAUGCAGCUAUGCAUCAAUGCCGUCAGUGCCAGACGGCCGUCUCAUAUUAUGCUCUCAACAGAACUGCAGCCAGCAAUGUGUCGGUGGAUGUAUCCUCAACACGGGUUGAGUGCGAACUGCCUCCCUGGAAUCCCAACCAUUGCGCCAGAUCUGUAAAGGGUUUCGGCAUCGGAGUGCUGAUUGCAACCGGCAUCUCUCUGCUGAUCGUGGCAAGUGUCGGUGGCAUCGCCUUUGAUUGGCGACUGCUGCCCGCAAUCGUCUCCCGAGAGCGCAGGAAGCUACUGGUGGAGGCCAUCGCAGUUCAAGACAAGGUCCAGACAGAAGUGGACACGGCAAAUCCUUCUGCGCCAUUGCCACCGCGGCCUGUGCCCCCUGCACCGCCCACGCCGACAGCGCGGCCUCCGGCGCAAAACUUCGCCGACUCCGAGGCUUUAAGAUUGGCGGCCGCGGAGAUGGAGGUGGCAGAGAGCCCAACGGUGUUGGAUGACGACCUCGACGCCCCGCGAGGUAGCGAGGUGCUGGCAUCUCCUUGCGAUGGCGCUCCUGCAAUGCCGUGGAGUCCGCCUGCACCAGCCUCUGCAUCACCUUCUCCACCGGCCGAGCCGACGGCUGAAGCAUCCGCUGCCAGGCAAGCUGGACGGCGUCCACGCCACUACGCGUCGGCAUACGCGCUGCACAAGGCCUUCAUGUUGAUCGCCUGCAUCGCAAUGGUGCUGCGAGUGUCCUACAUCGUGGCGCGCGUGGUGCUUGUGGUAGGGCUACGAUUAGCGUACGAGUGCCUGCCCGAGUUGCUUCUUUGCAUCUUGCCUUUCGUCUGGGUAGCUUGCACUUCUCGACGGCCGAAAUCUUCCACAGCAGCUGUUCCUAUGAGCGUCGCAUACUGGGGCCCUUGGCUCAAUGUUCCGCGCUUCACCACCUACGCUGUGUGCACCAUCUGCACCGAGAUUUACAGCACCUUGAUGGCUGCAUUGGCUGUAGCUCAGCUGCCCUGCAAUGCUUCGCCUCUGGCGGGAGUUCUGCUUUACUGUGUGGGUCUUUUUGUGGCUGUGGCACGGGCCUACUGUGCCGUGCUCGCUCUUCGGCUACAGGACGACCUUAAUGUAUCAAUAAAUACUGUAAUGGUGUAUGGACUGCCAUCUUAG
Symbiodinium sp. CCMP2592 is the source of this 1410-nucleotide messenger RNA. The record is from the annotation of a GenBank genome assembly. Lineage: Eukaryota; Dinophyceae; Suessiales; Symbiodiniaceae.